UUCUCAGAUUGGAUGAACACAGUUUCAGAUUGAGUAACGAAGUAAAUUAUGGAAACACCGCCAUUGGACGACAAAGCAAAAAAAAUGAGAGAUCUUCUGUCUAGCUUCUACUCUCCACACCCUGCAAUGUCACCUAACUCCCCUAACACCAUCUCCAAAUACACCUCUUCUGAUGAUAUUAACUCUUCCUCCUUCCAACCUGAUCACUACAUGAAUCUCAUGGCACAUGAGAUGAAUCUGGAAGGGUUACUCCACAAGCAUGUUGAAAUGGUUACUCAAAUAAAGAAUCUUGAUACUGAUUUGCAAAUGCUUGUGUAUGAGAAUUACAAUAAAUUCAUUUGUGCCACAGAUUCUAUAAAAAGGAUGAAAAGCAAUAUUCUAGGGAUGGAGGGGAACAUGGAACAACUUCUUGAUAAGAUAAUGUUUGUACAAGCAAGGAGUGACAAUGUGAACACUUCUUUAACAGAAAGUAGGGAACAUAUAGAGAAAUUGAACAAGACAUGCAAUCUUCUUCGUAAAAUUCAGUUCAUAUAUGAUCUACCUGAUAGACUAUCCAAGUGUAUCAAAGCUGAGGCAUAUGCAGAUGCAGUCAGAUUCUAUACUGGUGCAAUGCCGAUUUUUAAGGCAUAUGGUGACUCGUCAUUCCACGAUUGUAAGCAAGCAUCUGAUGAAGCGAUAUCUAUCAUAGAAGAAAAAUUGCAGGAGAAACUUCUAUCAGAUUCUGAAACAACUCAAGGGAGAGCUGAGGCUGCAAUUCUCCUUAAGCAGUUGAAUUAUCCGGUGGAUAAUUUGAAGGAAAAGUUACUAGAGAAAUUGGAAAAUCUCCUUGUAGACAUUAAGUUGAUUCCUGAAGUGGUAAAGACCGCUUCAUCCUGUUCUCAUGAGGUAGCCUUUCAGGAGUUUGUAGAGGCAAUUCAUGCAUUUCAAGUUAUAUUUCCUGAUUCGGAAACACAGUUAGUUAAACUUGCUCAAGACUUGUUGAACAAAAACUUUCUAAUUGUUGAGGAGUAUGUGAAGACUAGAAUUUGUGUAGAAGAUCUACUCGCCGUUCUUCGAGUUGUUUGGAAUGAUGUGCUGAAAAUGGAUGAAGUGUUACAAGAAUCAUCUCUCUCUGACCAUUCUCUUGAGGCUGCGAAAGUUUCUGUCAAGUUGUAUGUCAAUACUGCAUUUUCUUAUCUAAUGCAAGAUAUCUCAGAUUCGCUAUUAAAUGUGUUGAAACGGGACGGAGUAGAAGAUCACUCACUUGAAGCUGCUUUAGAUGCUAGCACAAAAAUAUUGCUUCAAGGUGGCAGAAACUUCUUGCAGGAUGUUCGGAAAAUUCUUGACGACGACUUAGAGAUCCUAAAUAAACUAAGAGAGUUGAUUAGUGAUUGGGUUCAGGAAGGGUUUCAAAACUUUUUCAAGCAACUUCAGCUCAAGUUCCAGUUUCUUUCAGGAAGAAACGAUUUGGCACACUUUCAGAAUCAUAGCUUGGUUGAGGGAUCUCAAGGUGACAAAGCAUUUCCUGGUCUUGUCCUUGUGUUGGCACAACUAUACGCUUUCGUUGAUCAGACCGCCAUUCCACAAAUCAACGAGGAAUUAGCAACUUCCUUUUCUGGCGAUGUCGGUGGUUAUGAACAUGGACUUCAUUUUGUUUCUAGGGAAACCUCUCGAAAGUUUAGGUCUGCUAGUGAAAGUUUCUUGCAUAUGUACAUUAAAAUGAGAACACAAAGAAUAUCACUUCUCCUAAAGAAAAGAUUCACCACUCCCAAUUGGGUAAAGCAUAAAGAGCCAAGAGAAGUUCAUAUGUUUGUCGAUUUGUUUCUUCAAGAGCUAAAAGAUAUGGGCAAUGAAGUGAAGGAGAUUUUACCUCAUGGCAUGCAGAAGCAGCACCACAGGGUUGAUAGUAAUGGAAGUAGUAAUUUAUCAUUAUCAAGAAGCAAUUCUAUUCCAGAAGAGAUUUUGAGUAGAUCCAAUACUCAAAAGGGAAGGAGCCAACAACUUUUCGAAACACAUUUGGCGAAAUUGUUUAAGCAAAAAGUUGAAAUCUUCACUAAAGUAGAAUAUACACAGGAAUCAGUCAUUAUGACUAUGGUUAAACUAUGUCUUAAGAGUUUACAAGAAUUUGUUAGACUACAGACAUUUAACAGGAGUGGAUACCAACAAAUUCAAUUGGAUAUUCAAUUUUUAAGGACUCCUUUAAAAGAAAUAGUUGAAGAUGAAGCUACAAUGGACUUCUUGCUUGAUGAGGUGAUUGUUGCAGCUGCAGAACGGUGCCUAGAUCCAGCUCCAUUGGAGCCCCCAAUAUUAGACAAACUUAUACGAGCAAAACUAAUAAAAAAUUGA
Vicia villosa (hairy vetch) is the source of this 2325-nucleotide messenger RNA. RefSeq names its product vacuolar protein sorting-associated protein 51 homolog. Gene Ontology annotation, cellular component: membrane; GARP complex; EARP complex. The record is from RefSeq and is a predicted model, not a curated record. NCBI's taxonomy places the organism in Eukaryota, Viridiplantae, Streptophyta, Magnoliopsida, Fabales, Fabaceae. Gene Ontology annotation, biological process: lysosomal transport; Golgi vesicle transport; Golgi organization. The transcript has 20 exons. Bases 49 to 2325 code for a protein of 758 amino acids.